AUGGAAAUCCUGGAAUCUUUCAACGAAAAUCUGAAAUCAAAAAUUGGAAAAAUAACUAUGAAAGUCUCAAAUUUCCGAAUUUCCGGAUUUUCAGGAAAAUAG
This is a messenger RNA of Caenorhabditis briggsae, 102 nucleotides long. The transcript has a single exon. The record is from RefSeq and is a predicted model, not a curated record. Lineage: Eukaryota; Metazoa; Nematoda; Chromadorea; Rhabditida; Rhabditidae. The coding region runs from base 1 to 102 and encodes 33 amino acids.